AAAUUGAACACCACUUUUUUCGUCUGCAUUACCCUAGCAAGUGGACGCAGUCGUUACCCAACUCUGCUUCUUUCUCCUCGCCUAAACAACCAGAAGGAAACUCCGCCAAAAAUUAUCACAUGGGAAUGAUGGAAUAUACACCUUCCUCCAUAGCCCCCUUGCUUCUUCGAAACCUCGUUACUUCCAUAUUUAUCUUUGCAGACAAAUCCCUUUUAAACUUGGCCCAAAAAUAUAGACCUCUUGAAUUCAUUCACUAUAUUCUCAUCACUUCCUUUCUCUUCUUCUUACGUCUACUCCCAUCUCGUUUCCCUUCCUUUAACUCUAAUUCUGACAAAAAUCAUCAUACUUUUACCUUUGAAUCCCACAAAAAUAAUAUUUACGAGCCUUCUCGUGGCAGCGAUGACUCGGGUAUCGCUCGAGCCCUUUCGCAAUUGCUAUCAAUAGUCAAUGAUAUCCCCGUCAACUCUCGAAAGUAUGAACUUGUGAGAUCUUUGGCUGAGAGGCUUAUUGAUGAGAACCAUAGAGAGAAUGUUGAAGCCUUACAUGAAGUCAACCGUGCCGUUUUGUCGUCAGCCUUUUCGAGGGCUCUUGGCCAACUUGAAGCCGCGGUUGUUGAACUUGUUGGUGAUAUGGCUAGUUCUGGACGGGUUCAGUAUCGGUUGAACCGGGUUUUCCGGGUGGUUCAGUCGAGGGCUGGGUGGGGCAAAGAGGAGGCGAGCCGAUCUGGGAUAUCAGCUGAGAAGCUGGCGGCUGAGAUACUUUGGCUGGCGCAGAAGUUGGCGGCUUGUGGGUUUGCAGAGGAGGCUGUUGAAAGGUGGGCAUCGGCUUCAAAUUUGGGGUGGCUUGCUCUUUCGGCUGAGCCACGAUUGCAGGGUUCAUUGGUCAAGGUUUCAGCAUUCUUGUUCAAGCAAGCCAAAGAUUUGGGAGUAGAGACAAGUACAGAAGAAGAAGAAUAUCAGAAAAAGCAACACCGAAAAACAAAACUGAAGAUGCUACUCUCAUGGUUACCAUUGCUUUGCAGAGGUAGCGAUGGUUUAGAUAUGCCAGUUCUAAGCACAAAUGAAAAAGCCCAACUGGAGAGAGUACUGGAAGACAACAUACAAAUGUUGCUACAUGAAGAGCAAGAGCAAGUAUUGUCUCUAUGGCUUCACCAUUUCACAUAUUGUCCAUACUCGGAUUGGCCCAAUCUGCAUGCUUCCUAUGCUCGCUGGUACACUGCUUCUCGCAACCACUUACUCCUGCACUAGUCUCCUUUAUAUGAUAUAUUUAGGAAUAUUAUGCACUUGUUGAGAAACCAAUUUCAAUGAUUUAUAUAUUUAAGGACGUUACAUUACAUAUUUAGAAAGAAAAGCUGCAUAUGUAAAUAAUUUGUUUUUGUCGAUAAAUGUUUCCUACAUUCCCUCGAGCUUUAAAUGGUUAGUAAACUAAUUAAUAUUUCAUUCAAUGUAUACAAGAGUAGCUUUAAUUA
This is a messenger RNA of Mangifera indica (mango), 1468 nucleotides long. RefSeq lists its product as uncharacterized. The record is from RefSeq and is a predicted model, not a curated record. The transcript has 2 exons. NCBI's taxonomy places the organism in Eukaryota, Viridiplantae, Streptophyta, Magnoliopsida, Sapindales, Anacardiaceae. The coding region runs from base 120 to 1247 and encodes 375 amino acids.